AAAAAACGGAGAUCUAUUGUUUUGAACGGUGCGCAGGUGCAUCGGCUUGACCUUUCGAGCGCAUAAGGAAAGUGCAAACCUUCAAACGUAUAAGCCAAGUUAUCCGGUGCUGUAUCGGAUGUAUUACGUCGCGCGGAACAAGUUUCGAGUACCGCAAAGUGCCUCGCGAACGCUCUAAUUUGACUAUCGCCGGACUAUCCUUUUUCCGAUAACACUCGCCGUUCCCAACAUACAAUUUAUCUACGUGCGCGUAAACUCGCUGGCGUUGAAAAGAAAGAAAAAAAAAUAUUAAUACUAUUGCGCAAUCUCUUCAGCCGGUGUAAAAGUGAGACUUUCACCAGAAGCGGUAACGAAUUGAGAAUCAUUAUUAUCGUGGGGGUUCCCAGUACAGGUACGAGGACUCCAUGAGGGUUAAUCACGACGGUGGCAUUAGCGAAUGAUACUUGUUACUCGUAAGUUGGCUCUCCUUAUCCAAUCAUUUCUAAUAAUGAUAUCUCGCAAAUGUAAUGAUGAGAACGAUGAACUUAAUUGGAUUCUGCUGCAACUUCACACGAAGAAAAAGCUUGACGAGCGAUGAACACGACGAUUUUUCUCAUUCAUCACCUGUCAGAUCACCCUGUCUCGUCAACCUACAGCCCCCAUUUCCCUUGGUGGGAAGAUAUGCACGCACGACGAAAGAUUUUAGAAGUGGGACACCUUCUCUUAUCGCGCCGGAUCAUCCCGUAAACGACGGUAACGAGCCACGUAGAAAGGCAGAAGGGAAAGGAUGAGGAUUCCGGAGUGAGAGUACUGAAAGAGCACUUAGGGGAUUUAAGUGCUUCCGAGAGAGAGAAUGACGAAAGAUUUGAUUUAUCGUUACUUGUCGGAAUAAUCAGAGAAUGAACAUUUUCUUUAUGAUAAAUUUAGCGCUACUCUCUCAAAGGUUAAUGUUCCUCCCGUUUCAACGGGGUUCAAGCUCAGUCCAAGCGUCAAUGCGCUUCGGCGCUUAUCCGAAAUUCAAAACUGCUGAAAAGUGGCCGGGUAGUAAGAUCCCCUCUCGAUCGAAAUGACGAUAUUGACGAUGUGGAGAGACGGGGGCAAAAGUCGGGGCCUGAAGCGUAAGAAAGAAAAGGGAAGGGAGACGAGCGCGAGAAAGGAAGGAGUUGUUGGAUUACCGCUCGGUGGGCACACGACGUUUCGAUCGAGUUGGCUACCACACAGCCACAGAAGACCGGCUACCUCCGACGGAACCGGUUGUGUGUCAGAAAGGGCAACGACGGGAACUGGCAGGUUCCAUCACGAGCGAGUCAUGAGCGGGCAAAGCGUGGACAUGGUCUGGGACCCGCAGACCCAGACCAACUCGUUAGAAGGCUGGGAUUAUUCUAUCGAGCUCGCGUACCUUAAGAGUCUUAAGGGAUCCUCCUCCGAAAGUAAUCUACAGUUGGCGGCGGAGCUCGGCAAGACCCUUUUGGAACGGAAUAAGGAGCUGGAGAACAUCAUCAAACUGCACCAAGCUACCGAGGAGGAGCAGACGCAAGAAAUCGAGUACAUGAAAAAGCAGAUUGCCGCCCUGAGGGAGGUGAACAAUACACGCCUGAAAGUCUACGAACAGCUGGAAGUUAGCGUGCAAGAUCUGGAACGUGCGAAUCAUCACCUGGUGAUCGAGAACACGAGCGAUAAGAAACUGAUCAAAAGCCAAUCCGUGACUAUCGAGAAUCUGGAAGUAAGAUGCGAGGAGCUUCAGAAAAAGAUUGACGACCUGACCGAACGACUGCGCCAACAUGCCACGAGCCCGUCUAGGAAUAAUGCGCAACAACAACAUCAGCAACAACAACUGCAACAGCAACAGAGUACCGAUUGGGAAACUUCGGAUACGCAAGGUGGCAGCGAGAAACAGAGAGCUGCCCCGAGUUCAUCGAAAUCCUCCCAAGAGAUAAUCGAAGCUACUGCGGCGAGUGACGAAGAGAUGACCACACUGCUGACGCAACUACAGGACGCUCGUAAUCAAAGGGCUAGGGAACAGAAGAAGGUAUCCGAACUCAGUCAUCAGCUGACUACCUUGUUGCAGGAGAACAGCGCAUUGGAGGAACAAUUAACGGAGUGGCGUAAUAAGGCGCAAGAUGUAAAGAGUCUGCAAGACGAGAUUAGCACCUUGGAGGAAGUUAGACGAGGUCAGUUGUGCGGGCGUUGUUUGCGCGGCAUGGACACAAGGACGCACGACGAACUUUCCAUAAUGCUAGAUCAGGAAGAGUAUGACGACAUAAGCAUGGCCGAGUCUUUAAUCAGCGAGAAUCAGCGCGACUCCGAAUUGACUGUACAGGAUACAUGCAGCAAAAAUGAAGAUACCGACGAACUGGACAGCGCGAAUCCUUAUCGGGUCUUGGUAGAGAAGUAUCAGGCCUUGUUGGAGGUGCAGAGACACUGUCAACCUCGUCGCAAGGACGCCACACCCGCGACAUGCAUGUCGUUACAGGAAGAGUUAGAGAUGUCCGGAGAAUUUAAUAAUUUCUAUCCUACUGCUUCCGAGGCCGAGGUUGCUGCUGCUCCGGAAUCUAUCAAGACUGCCUCACGAACCAAACCUGACAGCACCGGCAAGAAACCCUUCUCGGCUACUCCGACAGAUUUCUCCGAAGCUGAGACGUCGUCUUCAGGCUUCUCGGACGAGACCAGCAACAAGGCGACGCAGACAGACGGCAGGCCGGGCUCGUUCUUAUGUUCCAUCGCUGACGGGGAAGACUGCAAGUUCAGCAUUUAUGAUGACAAUAGUCCUUUCGAGAGCAGGUUUCGCAAAACGCCCGAGUAUCGACAGCUCUUCAGCGAGAUCUUCAGCGUUUUGAAACGGGCAGCUGAGGCAAAGGAUGAGGGUGAGAAAUUACCGUUGCUAGACGAACCUGCUACAUCGCAGACAAAAUAUGACGCGUCGUUUCAAGAAGAUUUGCAAAGCGAGGCAACGGACGACAAUCAAAGCAUCAUGUCUUCUGUGGUAUCUUCGGUGGUUUCGGAACCGGUCUUCAGGGUACAAUCCGCCAGUCCGGCCAAUCCGAAGGACAGCAAACAAUCUGACAAGUCUAGCAAUACCUCUGCGAAUCAACAGCCCGCAAAGGACGCAAGCUGCAGACUGGAUUACGUGUCUCUUAAUUUACGUGUUCGCAAGAAGUCUUCGGCGAAAAAGAACGCUGCUAAGAAAGCACAAUGCAACGACCGGUCGACUACACCGGACGUUAUUCCCACGACAAAUCCGAAAUUCGUCCCCGCUAAGCUCAGCGGUCGAAGGAGAUUCAAACCGUUCAAUCCUGCCGAGCACGAGCACUCCGGUGCGUGGAACAGUCAGCAUAAUGUAUAUCCGAAUCGAUCAAGAGAUAAGAAGCUGUACAGUCGUGGCUCGAAUGAACAGCAACAGCAGCACAACAAUUACGAGUACAAGGAUUUCAAACCUAGCACCGCGUCGGAAGAAGUGGCUCGGCUGAAGCGAUUAGAGAUGUCUUAUGCAGAAGUUCUUCGUACGCCUAAUAACAAAUCCAGAACCAAUAAUCAUCAUCAUUAUCGUAGAAACUAAACGGGAUGAAUGAACGGACGAAACGAAGUUCGUACAAGAUGUAGAGUUUUAUAUUUGGGUUUCGAUUGUAUCCUAAAAUAGAGAUAUUACGCGUUGAUCACGCAUCAUUCAUUCCAUGAUGAGAUCCAGUAUUGUUUUGUACUUUCUUGUAAAUAUUCAACGACGCGGAUACGUUUAGCGGCAUGUUUCUAUAAUAUAGGCACUAAUUAACGCGUCCGCAUUAAUUUUAAGUUUGAGCAUUUCAUAUUUCAUUGUAUAUCCCCUUUCCUUCCACGCGGUGAACAUACAACGACGAGUAUUAACCCCCUGUGGCACUGUCGUUAAUCGUUAGUUACGGAGAAGAGAAAAAUUUAUCCAUGUGCCAUUUAUUCUCCGUGUCAAAAUAUCAACUUCCGAUUUUAAAACUCGCACUACUUUUCGAUAACGUAUAACUUUCUCCCGGGGAGGUAGUGCAUGUCAGCAACAAGCGUGGUGUGUUAGCUUUUGUAUUUUAUAGGUAUGAGUAUUGUGAUGAUGUUGUACGUAUAAAUAAAUAAAUUCUUUAUCG
Atta colombica is the source of this 4082-nucleotide messenger RNA. RefSeq names its product cerebellar degeneration-related protein 2 (gene centrocortin). The record is from RefSeq and is a predicted model, not a curated record. Bases 1046 to 3535 code for a protein of 829 amino acids. The transcript is spliced from 8 exons. NCBI's taxonomy places the organism in Eukaryota, Metazoa, Arthropoda, Insecta, Hymenoptera, Formicidae.